Messenger RNA from Penicillium canariense, 1272 nucleotides. RefSeq names its product translation initiation factor eIF5. Bases 1 to 1272 code for a protein of 423 amino acids. The transcript has a single exon. Gene Ontology annotation, cellular component: cytosol. Gene Ontology annotation, biological process: formation of translation preinitiation complex; translational initiation; formation of cytoplasmic translation initiation complex. Lineage: Eukaryota; Fungi; Ascomycota; Eurotiomycetes; Eurotiales; Aspergillaceae. Gene Ontology annotation, molecular function: translation initiation factor activity; eukaryotic initiation factor eIF2 binding; GDP-dissociation inhibitor activity. The record is from RefSeq and is a predicted model, not a curated record.
AUGGCCACCGUCAACAUUCGCCGGGAUGUCACCGAUCCCUUCUACCGUUAUAAGAUGGAGAGGAUCCAGUCCAAGAUCGAGGGCAAGGGCAACGGUAUCAAGACCGUCAUUGUCAACCUGAACUCGGUCGCCCAGUCUCUCAGCCGCCCUCCUGCGUACGUCAUCAAGUACUUCGGCUUUGAACUUGGUGCCCAAGCCAAUGCCAAGCCGUCCGAUGACCGUUGGAUCAUCAACGGUGCGCAUGACGCUGCCAAGCUCCAGGAUUACCUUGAUGGGUUCAUUUCCAAGUUUGUUCUCUGCAAGAAGUGCAAGAAUCCCGAGACCGAUGUUUUCAUCAACAACGACAAGAUCGUCCUGGACUGCAAGGCCUGCGGUCAACGCACCGAUGUCGACCCACGUCUCAAGUUGAGCACCUUUAUUGUCCGCAACAACCCUAAGGGAGGCAAGAAGGACAAGAAAGACAAGAAGGCCCGCCGUGAGCAGAAGAAGGAGAAAUCCGCUGCUAACGGCGACCAGGAUGGCAGCCCUGGCGACAGCAACAAUUCCGAGAAUGGCGACGAGAACGGCGACGGCGACGAUGCCGGUAGCGAUGAUGAACUGACUCGCCGCAUCAAGUCUGAGGCUCAGACCAUCGAGGCGGAAGUUGAGAUCAAGGACGACGAUUGGGCUUUCGAUGUGUCCGAGGAGGCCGUCAAGGCCCGUGCCAAGGAUCUCCCCUCGGACCUGAAGCGCUCCCUGGUUCUGGAAGAUGUCGACGAUGAAGAGGCCGAUGGUCCCUCAUCCUACGAGCAGCUGGGCAGCUGGAUUCUGGAGACCGCUGAGGAGAAGGGCGGCGUGACCAAUGUUAGCGACAUCGACGUCUACAAGAAGGCCAAGGAUUUCGGCAUCGAGACUAAGCACAAGACUGUCGCUGUUCUGGCCCAGAGCAUCUUCGAUGACAAGAUCGUCAAGCAGAUCGAGGACCGCGCCCCUCUGCUGAAAAAGAUGAUCACGUCCGAGCGCCACGAGAAGGCUUUCCUUGGUGGUACUGAGCGUUUUGUGGGCCAGGACCGCCCCGCUUUGGUCGCCCAGGUGCCUGCCAUUUUGCUUGCCUACUACCAGAACGACCUCGUGUCUGAGGAGACCCUCAAGGCGUGGGGUGCCAAGGCCAGCAAGAAAUACGUCGACAUUUCUACCAGCAAGAAGAUCCGCAAGGCAGCCCAGCCUUUCCUAGAGUGGCUGGAGAAUGCCGAGAGUGAGGAUGAGGAGGAGGACAGCGAGGAUGACGAGUAG